This is a messenger RNA of Mastomys coucha (southern multimammate mouse), 448 nucleotides long. RefSeq names its product cyclic GMP-AMP synthase-like. Lineage: Eukaryota; Metazoa; Chordata; Mammalia; Rodentia; Muridae. The transcript is spliced from 2 exons. The coding region runs from base 57 to 443 and encodes 128 amino acids. The record is from RefSeq and is a predicted model, not a curated record. Gene Ontology annotation, cellular component: nucleus; cytosol; site of double-strand break. Gene Ontology annotation, biological process: positive regulation of defense response to virus by host; cellular response to exogenous dsRNA; positive regulation of type I interferon production. Gene Ontology annotation, molecular function: double-stranded DNA binding; chromatin binding; 2',3'-cyclic GMP-AMP synthase activity.
AGACCUGGCGCCUCUCUUUCUCUCACACUGAAAAAUCCAUUUUGAAGAAUCACGGAAUGGGAAAAACAUGUUGUGAAUCUUCUGGAGCAAAAUGUUGCAGGAAAGAAUGUUUAAAAUUAAUGAAAUGCCUUUUGGAACAGUUGAAAAAAGAGUUUCAAGAGCUAGAUGCAUUCUGUUCUUACCAUGUGAAAACUGCCAUCUUUCACCUGUGGACCCAGGAGCCCCAGGACAGUCAGUGGGACCUCAAGAAUCUAAACUCCUGCUUUGAUAAGUUUCUGACAUUCUUUCUUGAGUGCCUCAGGACAGAGAAACUGGACCAUUAUUUUAUUCCAAAGUUCAAUCUAUUCUCUCAAGAACUAAUUGACCAAAAAUGUAAAAAAUUUCUGUCACAGAUAAUUGAACAUGAAAGAAAUAAUGGAUUUCCAAUAUUUGGAAAGCUUUGAAACUA